CUCUCCCUCCCAACCCUCCCCCCCACCCCUCCACAUCUCCGCUUCUCUCGUGCCGAGAGGGGGCGACGACGAAACCCUAGGAUUCGCGGCCGACAGGGCGGCCAAGCCACGAGCGCCCCUCCCUCCGAAUCCUGUGGCGCGAGCCGAGCUCCGGCCGGCGCAGAUCGAGCACCGGGCGGGCUCUGCCGCCGCCGGCGCAGCCAUGACGUCGCUCAGCCGCGAGCUCGUGUUUCUCAUCCUCCAGUUCCUCGACGAAGAGAAGUUCAAGGAGACCGUGCACAAGCUUGAGCAAGAGUCAGGAUUCUUCUUCAAUAUGAAGUACUUUGAGGAGAAGGUCCAUGCUGGGGAGUGGGAUGAGGUGGAGAAGUACCUGUCAGGUUUCACCAAGGUAGAUGACAAUAGGUAUUCGAUGAAGAUAUUCUUUGAGAUCAGGAAGCAGAAGUAUUUGGAAGCGCUUGAUAGGCAUGAUAGAGCAAAGGCUGUAGAUAUUCUUGUCAAGGAUCUUAAAGUCUUCUCGACAUUCAAUGAGGAAUUAUAUAAAGAGAUAACACAGCUUCUAACUCUUGAGAAUUUUAGGGAAAAUGAACAGUUAUCUAAGUAUGGGGAUACCAAAUCUGCUCGCGGUAUUAUGCUGAUUGAGCUCAAAAAACUUAUUGAAGCGAACCCUCUUUUCCGGGAAAAACUUGUCUUUCCAACUCUUAAGGCAUCACGCCUGCGUACUCUAAUCAAUCAAAGCUUAAAUUGGCAGCAUCAGCUUUGUAAGAAUCCUCGACCAAAUCCUGAUAUCAAAACUCUAUUCACUGAUCAUACUUGCACUCCUCCAAAUGGAGCUCGUGCAUCACCAGUGUCUGUACCAUUGGCAGCUGUUCCGAAGGCUGGUGCCGCAUAUCCACCACUCACAGCUCAUACUCCGUUCCAACCUCCUCCCUCUGGUCCAUCUUUAGCUGGUUGGAUGGUAAAUGCUGCUGCUUCUUCAUCUGUUCAAUCUGCUGUUGUAGCAGCAUCAUCAAUACCUGUUCCGCCAAAUCAAGCUGUCCCCAUGUUGAAACGGCCAACUAUAACAGACUAUCAAAGUGCAGAAUCUGAGCAACUAAUGAAGCGAUUGAGGCCUGGUGCACAUGGCGUUGAUGAGGCCACAUAUCCUGCCCCCAUCCCUCAACCUGCAUGGUCAGUGGAUGAUCUUCCUAGGACAGUAGCUUGUACUUUGUCACAUGGAUCUAAUGUUACUAGCAUGGAUUUUCAUCCUUCUCGGCAUACACUACUACUAGUUGGGUCUGCUAAUGGUGAAUUUACGCUUUAUGAGAUUGGCCUGCGUGAGACAUUGGUUUCAAAACCCUUCAAAAUUUGGGACAUACAAGCAUGUUCACCUCAAUUUCAGAGUUCUGUGGCCAAAGACUUCUCCAUAUCCAUUAAUCGAGUUACCUGGAGCCCUGACGGAGACUUAAUUGGAGUCGCAUUCACGAAACAUCUGAUCCAGCUACAUACAUAUCAACAACCAAACGAGACAUGCCAUGUUCUAGAGAUUGAUGCUCAUUCUGGAGGAGUAAAUGACAUCGCAUUCUCUCGACCAAAUAAGCAACCUUGUGUUGUCACUUGUGGAGAUGAUAAGCUGAUAAAGGUUUGGGAUAUGCAUGGACAAAAACUAUUUACAUUUGAAGGGCAUGAGGCGCCUGUUUAUUCUAUUUGCCCUCACCACAAAGAAAGUAUUCAGUUUAUCUUCUCAACCGCCCUGGAUGGAAAGAUUAAGGCAUGGCUUUACGAUAAUAUGGGAUCUAGGGUGGACUAUGAUGCUCCUGGAAAAUGGUGCACUACUAUGCUCUAUAGUGCCGAUGGAACUAGGUUGUUCUCAUGUGGAACGAGCAAAGAUGGAGAAUCGUAUUUGGUUGAGUGGAAUGAAAGUGAAGGAUCUAUCAAGAGGACAUAUUCUGGAUUCCGGAAAAGGUCAGCUGGCACAGCUAGUGUAGUGCAGUUUGAUACAGCUCAGAAUCACAUUUUGGCUGCUGGUGAAGAUAACCAGAUUAAAUUUUGGGAUGUUGAUAAUACUAAUAUGCUAACCUUCACUGAAGCUGACGGAGGCCUCCCGGCCUUUCCUCGCUUGAGAUUCAAUAAAGAAGGCAAUCUUCUUGCUGUUACUACAGUGGACAAUGGUUUUAAGGUACUUGCAAAUGCUGAUGGUCUCAGAACUUUACGUGCUUUUGGAAGCCGGCCUUUCGAAGCAUUUAGGCCGCAAUAUGAAGCUUCUUCGAUGAAGGUCUCAGGUGCUCCUGUUGUUACGGGCAUCUCUCCUAGCAUAGGUCGAAUGGAUCACUUAGACAGGAAUUCUCCUGCAAAGCCAUCUCCUAUACUGAAUGGUGGAGAUACAGCAUCAAGAAGCAUAGACAUAAAACCAAGAAUCUCAGAAGAAAAACCUGAUAAAGUGAAACAUUGGGAACUGAUGGAGGUUUUAAAUUCCCAGCAAUGCCGUGUAGCUACGAUGCCAGAAACUCCUGAUCAAGUCAGCAAGGUUGUCCGACUUCUGUACACAAAUUCUGGUGUUGGGUUGUUAGCACUAGGGUCUAAUGCUAUUCAGAGGCUGUGGAAAUGGAAUAGAAACGAGCAGAAUCCAAGUGGAAAGGCCACAGCAAGUGUUGCACCACUCCAUUGGCAGCCAAACAGUGGUCUUGUUAUGACAAAUGAUACAGCAGAUACCAAUCCGGAAGACGCGGUCCCGUGCAUUGCGCUCUCCAAGAAUGAUUCUUAUGUGAUGUCUGCUUGUGGUGGGAAGGUUUCCUUGUUUAACAUGAUGACAUUUAAGGUGAUGACAACAUUCAUGCCACCACCACCCGCAUCGACCUUUUUAGCAUUUCACCCUCAAGACAAUAAUAUCAUAGCAAUUGGAAUGGAAGAUUCAACCAUCCACAUAUACAAUGUCAGGGUAGAUGAGGUUAAAACUAGACUCAAAGGACAUCAAAAGAGGAUUACUGGGUUGGCCUUUUCCACCAACCUUAAUAUACUCGUUUCUUCAGGAGCUGAUGCACAGCUGUGUGUGUGGACCACUGACACUUGGGAAAAGAAGAAAUCGGUUGCUAUGCAAAUGCCUGCUGGAAAGACUCCGUCAGGAGAUACACGGGUCCAGUUUAGUUCUGACCAAAGUCGUUUAUUAGUUGUUCAUGAGACUCAGCUAGCUAUAUAUGUCGCAUCAAAAAUGGAGAGAAUCCAUCAGUGGAUACCCCAGGACGCUUUGUCAGCUCCCAUAUCACACGCAUCAUACUCAUGCAACACUAAGCUGGUUUUUGCUGCCUUCACUGAUGGCAACAUAGGCAUUUUUGAUGCGGAGAACUUGAGAUUAAGAUGCCGAAUUGCACCAACAGUAUACAUGUCCUCAACAGCCAUAAACAGCAAUCCGCAUGUCUACCCUCUUGUCAUCGCUGCGCAUCCUCACGAGCCAAAUCAAUUUGCGGUGGGGCUGUCAGAUGGAUCGGUCAAAGUGAUGGAGCCCUUGGAGUCCGAAGGGAAGUGGGGAACGCCCGCUCCGGCCGACAAUGGGGUGCCCAACGGCAAGACUCCAGCAUCAUCAGCCACCAGUAACCCAGCCGCGGAUCAAAUUCAAAGAUAGAUGUGUUGGUGAAGCUUUCUUUGUAAAUCUUCUAAUCUUUUCAUUGGCUUUCUUGUAUGUCGAUGUCGCUAGGUUAUUGUUGCAUUUGUUGGAAAAGCAGAACAGAAAAGGUGUUAAAAUCAGGUGUGCUGUAACUUGUCAGACAUUACUCUAGAUGUUACUCGUGAAAAUUAUCUUGUAAUAGGGAUAGUAAUGCCCAUAAAGCGGGUCGCCUUAGGUUUGGUGAUGUGGCUAUAGUUCUUGAUGCAUGUAAAGCAAUACAUAGUUUUUUCUCCAACCCCGUUGUUGCUUUUUCCAACAAUCUUUUUUGUUAUGAUUAUUCAUAGAAAAAUAAUUAGACAGUGGGAUGUGGAAUAGUCA
Molecule: messenger RNA, 3955 nt
Organism: Phragmites australis (common reed)
Lineage: Eukaryota; Viridiplantae; Streptophyta; Magnoliopsida; Poales; Poaceae
Product: protein TPR1
Exons: 25
Coding region: 203-3595 (1130 amino acids)
Biological process (GO): regulation of DNA-templated transcription
Molecular function (GO): protein binding
Source: RefSeq, a predicted model, not a curated record